CCCACCGCCAGGGGGCGGCACGGCAGGCCCAUCUUGCCGCCGCCGUGGUCUCGUCGGCCGGAAGUGUGCGGCGGGGCCUGCGGCCGUGGAUGGAAGUCGGGGCCCGGACCAUGAGCCCGGAGCGAGUGUUACCCGAGCCCGAGGCCGAGGCCGAGGGGCAGGGCCCGGCCGCCUGGAGCAGCGAGGAGGAGGAGGAGGAGGAACCGCUCCCCGAGGCGGAGGCGGAGGCGGCCGCCGGGUACCGGUACCUGCCGCUGGAGCAGGAGCCCGGGGCCGCCCCCGGACACCCCGAGCCCGACAUCGGGGAGCGGCUGCAGGAAUUGCGUCUUUACUUGCCUGAGGCACCAGUCGACAGUGAGGAGGAGGAGGCGGCUUCAGAACACGGCAGCCAGCAGUCUAUCCCGAUGGAUCCGGAGCACGUGGAGUUGGUGAAGAGGACCAUGGCUGCAAUCAAGUUUCCCAGCCUAGGGGUUCCAGCCUGGGCCCAAGAAAUCUCCGAUGAGCAGUGGCAGUCUGUUGUCCGACAGACGAUUGAAAGUAGGCGGUCAGUGGUGGCAGCCAAGGAGUAACCCCGUCUCCAAUCAGUGCCCCCUUCUCCACCCCUACAUCUUCAUCGCAGGGAAACGGACCGUUCUGGGGGAGUUAGGGAGCUUCCAGUUUGAGGUAGAGGCUGGGAGGAGCCCUCGUAUCCACAGUGUUUCCCAGCCCAGCUGGUGGAAUGGUAGCGGCUUUUGGGACCCAGGGAGCUUCGUGAUGCUGGAAGGCUGAAUCUGCUCCUGGGGAGGUUCUGAGAUACAGAAGUUGAUGUUGCCUCAGGCUCCACCCUUCCAAGGGUAUGGAAUCCAAUUUCAUCAACCCUCUGCCCCUGUGGGACAUGGAGGGCUCCUGAUGAGGGUUUCUCCCCUCCCACCCAAUACAUGCUCCUUUCAUGGUUAAAGAACAGCCACAAACCUCUCCUUUAAGAGACCCAGUUUAUUUUUCUUCUGUACAUAGAUGAACAUCUGUACAAAAUGACAUUUCGAUACUAUGUAAUGCUCUACCUAAAAUAAAGUACAACAUAUGUACAAA
Messenger RNA from Pristis pectinata (smalltooth sawfish), 1068 nucleotides. It is a transcript of the gene mea1, whose product is annotated as male-enhanced antigen 1. Bases 90 to 569 code for a protein of 159 amino acids. The transcript has 3 exons. The record is from RefSeq and is a predicted model, not a curated record. Lineage: Eukaryota; Metazoa; Chordata; Chondrichthyes; Rhinopristiformes; Pristidae. Gene Ontology annotation, biological process: spermatogenesis.